Molecule: messenger RNA, 3356 nt
Organism: Oncorhynchus nerka (sockeye salmon)
Lineage: Eukaryota; Metazoa; Chordata; Actinopteri; Salmoniformes; Salmonidae
Product: calcium/calmodulin-dependent protein kinase kinase 2-like
Exons: 16
Coding region: 715-2388 (557 amino acids)
Biological process (GO): positive regulation of protein kinase activity; protein phosphorylation; intracellular signal transduction
Cellular component (GO): cytoplasm
Molecular function (GO): ATP binding; calcium/calmodulin-dependent protein kinase activity; calmodulin binding
Source: RefSeq, a predicted model, not a curated record
UGUAGAGCUCUUGGAUGUACUACACUUGUAUUUGGAUGCCAAGCAGUUGCCAUACCAAGUGGGGAUGCAGCCAGUUAAGAUGCUCUCAAUGGUGCUGUAGGACAUUCUGAAGGGGAAGCGGCUUUGUCAUGCCUUCACGACUUUGUGGACUUUUGAGUGAUUGUGAUGUGCACUGCAACUGCUUUUUGGUGAACGGCUAACUAUACAGUUAGCAUUUCGCCCAUUAUGUUACCUGGUUUUCUGGGUCGUCCAAUGAUAUCGUUUUUGUACCACAUGGUGGCGCCAGAAUGAAUCAAGGCUACAUUAUGCUUCUAUGCCAAGAAAGGCCAAUGCCAUGCAAGGUUAGUGUUUUAACUAUGCUCCGAUAAUUGGGGGCGAAUAUCUAAUUUUCCUUUUUGUGAAUAUUCAGGGAGGGAUAAAUUAAAAACAACUGUCAUAUGGUCCACGACCUACGGCUUUCACCCACUGGCCACACGCUGUCUGCCCAGCUGGAUUGGUUCUUCAGAGGAUGCUCGCCACCUAUCACGAUGCUUCGUUCAUUUUCUUCAAGUCGCUAGAUAUUUUACCAGCUACAUCAACACUAUUUCAUGCAGAGUCAGGUGGCUAGCAUACGGAACGCCCGUAGUUCAUAAUUGCACCCCAAAAGUGCUCUGCUCUCCUGAGGUAGACCACUGAUGGAGCAGCGACAUACACGCUCUGUGGCCAGUCGUUGUCAUGUUUCCAUGCGUUUCCUCCUGGCCCUCUGCUGAGCCCCCGUCGCCCUGCGGUCAUGUCUCCCUGCCCACACACACUCACACACAGCCCUUGCCUGACCUACUGUGCAGCUGCCCUGCCCCGCAGAUGAACCCUCACCCCGUUCCAGACUACAUGGAGUCCCUUAUCGUGGUGACCGAGUACGAGCCCAAGGAAGGUGAUGAGGUGGAGGACAUGGAGUGCUCUGAGACGCCCUUCAGAACCCACUCCUGCGACCUGCUGUCCCACUCUGUGGGCCACCCCGAGGCCCUGUCCCCUGAGCCCCAGGGGCACAGGGGAAGACUAAACCUGUCAGACCGGAAGCUGUCCCUGCAGGAGCGCUCCCAGACGGCCUCGUCCCCCAACGGGCGCUACAUCUACCCCUCGCUGCCCUACUCGCCCAUCACCUCGCCCCAAUCCUCCCCGCGGCUCCCCCGUAGACCCACCGUGGAGUCUCACCGCGUCUCCAUCACUGACCUGCAGGACUGCGUGCAGCUCAACCAGUACAAGCUGAAAGAUGAAAUCGGAAAGGGCUCUUAUGGUGUUGUCAAGCUGGCCUACAAUGAAGACAACAACACUUAUUACGCGAUGAAAGUGCUCUCCAAGAAGAGGCUGAUGAGGCAGGCAGGUUUCCCACGGAGACCACCCCCCCGCGGAGCCAAAGCAGCCCCCGAAGGCCCCCCUCAGCCAAAAGGACCGCUAGAACGGGUCUACCAGGAGAUUGCCAUCCUAAAAAAGCUGGACCAUCCCAAUGUAGUGAAGCUAGUGGAGGUUCUUGACGACCCUGGUGAGGACCAUCUGUACAUGGUGUUCGAGCUGGUCAAAAAGGGGGCCGUGAUGGAGGAGUUGCCCACGGACAAGCCGCUAAAUGAAGACCAAGCUCGGUUCUACUUCCAAGACCUAGUCAGGGGGAUUGAGUUCUUGCAUUACCAGAGGAUCAUCCAUCGGGACAUCAAGCCCUCUAACCUCCUGGUUGGGGAGGACGGUCACAUUAAGAUCGCUGACUUCGGGGUCAGUAACCAGUUUGAGGGGGCCGACGCCCUCCUGACCAGCACGGUGGGCACGCCCGCCUUCCUCGCCCCCGAGACCCUCUCCGAGACCAGGAAGAACUUCUCUGGCAAGGCAUUGGAUGUUUGGGCCAUGGGAGUGACGCUGUACUGUUUCGUGUUCGGAGUGUGUCCCUUUAUGGAUGAGCGCGUCAUCAGUCUGCAUCAGAAGAUCAAGACUCAGCCAGUGGAGCUGCCAGAGCAUUCAGACUUAUCUGACGAUCUGAACGAUCUGCUACUGAAGAUGCUUGACAAGAAUCCAGAGACCAGGAUAUCAGUACCGCAGAUUAAGGUGCACCCGUGGGUGACGCGGCGAGGAGCGGAGCCCCUCCCUCUGGAGGACGAUAACUGCUGCAUGCUGAUCGAGGUGACUGAGGAGGAGGUGGAGAACUCUGUCAAACACAUCCCCAGUCUGGCCACUGUGAUCCUGGUGAGGACCAUGCUGAGGAAGCGCUCCUUUGGGAACCCCUUUGACUGGGGCCGCCAGAGAACCGAAGACCGAGGCACCGGUCUGUCUGCACCAGGGCACGUGCUCACGAAACAAGAGAGCGGGGAGGGCAUGAGAAGUAUGGACCUGCCCUUGGUGGGCGAAGAUGAGACUCUUUCCUGAUGCGGUGUGGUUUCUCAGCACGAGGGUGAAGGCAUGCUAGCGAAUUAUGUUGGUUGAAGCCACUAAUGUCUUUUGUGGAGGUGGACAGGACUGUUAUAGGGAUGAUGAGCACCCUGAUGAGCACCCUGAUGAGCACCCUGAUGAGCACCAUGAUGAGCACCCUGAUGAGCACCCUGAUGAGCACCCUGAUGAGCACCCUGAUGAGACGGGACCCUUUUGGUGAAAGCUCCCUCCUGACUGUCCACUCACUAACACCCAUCUGUAAUGCUCAUGUUUCUAGUCGCAGGCUUCUGAUAUAAAGGUCUGUGUUUUAGCCUAGCUACAUGUGUUUCUCCAGGCCUCUUCCGUUUGAAAAGGCUCUCACGUUUACUGCAGGGGUAUGGGGGACGGGAAGGGGUGUUUUAGCGACGGUUGUACAUUUUCAAGGGGCGACCCCUGUCCCCCACAUAUUAGUAGAGCAAGUUACUUGACUAUGAUUGUCUGGACCACUCACCAUCAAUGUGGACAGUUUUGUAACGAUAAACAGGAGAGGUUUAUUGAAACGAAAAAUAGAGAGAGAAAAAAAUGUUUACUACAUUCAUGGUUUGCAUGUGAGUUUGUUCCUUUCCCAGUGCAGCCAUUGUUUACGCUACAUAAGCUGCACAAUCAUAGAAUUAGUUAUCGAUGCACAAACUAUUUAUUUUACUAAUUCAGUAAAGGUUUGUUGUAAAAUGUCUCCCAGUUACUACAACUGGUGAAGAGUGUGUACUUGUUAAAAGUGUGGGGGGCCAAGGGGGAUGGGACAAUGUUGAAGCUCAAGUCAAAAAUAAUGUGUUUGUGGCAUGUUUGUUUCUUUAAAGCUUUUUAUAUGGUAAUAUAUUGACGGGUGUGGUUUUUAAACCUCUCAUUUUCAGGACACCAAAAAUCAAUUAAAUUGUGUAUUUUGUAAACUAAUAGCAAACACCUUUAAAACAAGUGACUAUUUCUGA